AUGUCGGAGUCGCCGCCCCCACCGUCAUGGAGUAUCGCUGGCAUGGCCAACAGUGCCGUGCAAUUCUUGCGAUUGCCAGUUCUGGCGUCUUCCGACGUCCUUGGAGAAUAUCUCAGUGAUGUGCCGUUAGACGCUGACCCCUUUUGCAGUGAGCUCAUCUAUCCUCGCAAUGUUCCCGUGGAUGCGCGCACGAAUGUCCCCAAGCCCCAACAGUUUGGAAUCACAGACUACGAAGACCUUCAAAUUCCGACCCCCGACGGAGAGUCGUUACAUGCCCUGUUCAUCCGCCCUUCGCGCAAACGUAUAGGCCAGAAUAUCACCGUGUUGAUGUUCCAUGGAAAUGCCGGAAACAUCGGGCAUCGCAUUCCCAUCGCAAAGGUCCUACAAGAUGUCCUAGGUUGUAACGUCUUGAUGCUGGAAUACCGUGGUUAUGGUCUGUCAACGGGCACACCGGACGAGACGGGCUUGAAAGUCGAUGCUCAGACGGGGCUAGAAUAUAUCCAACAGCGACCGGAAACUAGAGACAGCAAAAUUGUGGUGUAUGGACAGAGCUUGGGUGGAGCCGUGGCGAUCAACUUAGUUGCCAACAAUCAAGGCAAUGGUGCGAUCGCUGGUUUAAUCCUUGAGAACACAUUCUUGAGCAUUCGCAAACUGAUUCCUACGUAUGUUCCUAACCAUAUGACCGAUUACCGACCAAGGCGAUGCUAUCUACGUCUUCCUAAGCAGGGAAGUGCUGACUUGGUUUAUAGGGUCUUCCCUCCUGCUCGUUACCUUGCCCGUUUCUGCCACCAGUACUGGACCAGCGAGGACAUCCUGCCGAAGAUUACACAGGUCCCAAUUCUCUUCCUGAGUGGGCUGAAGGACGAGAUAGUCCCGUGA
Messenger RNA from Aspergillus niger, 879 nucleotides. RefSeq lists its product as uncharacterized. Gene Ontology annotation, cellular component: membrane. Bases 1 to 879 code for a protein of 292 amino acids. The transcript is spliced from 2 exons. The record is from RefSeq and is a predicted model, not a curated record. Lineage: Eukaryota; Fungi; Ascomycota; Eurotiomycetes; Eurotiales; Aspergillaceae. Gene Ontology annotation, molecular function: palmitoyl-(protein) hydrolase activity.